UGGGAAUGCUGCUAUAAGAGCUUGAUGUCGAGUCGGCUGAUACCACCACUUCCGCUGUGAUAAUACGUACCUACCAGGACAACUCUCUGAAGUAGCUUCAUACUGUCUGCGCCUUGUUCAUAAUGGGAGGAAUUAUCCACGUUGUGCAGCUUCGAUUCAAGCUAGAUGUCGACAAGGACAAGAUUGACCAUGUGAUUGCUGAUCUGAAAUCGCUCAAGGAUAAGUGUGUCCUUCCCGACACCCAAGAGCGAUACAUCAAGUCCAUCACCGCUGGAGCGGACAAUUCCAUCGAGGGAUUGCAAAACGGCUUCACCCAUAUGAUCGUCACCGUGUUCGAAACCGCUGAACAUCGCGACUACUAUGCAAAGUCGGAUCCUGCUCAUCUGGCUUUGGGUGGAGGCCUGGGGCUUGUCUUGGAAGGGCUGCAGGUGCUUGACAUUGACGCAUGAGCUGGUUUAGAUGACAAAGCCUUUUUGGAUGGGUUUCAGGAACGUGACUAUGCAUUGUAUUGCAUUGUUGUUGGUGUGGUCUAGCCAGAAGCACAACACAGCAUUUACGCAAGAGUGGCAUUUUGACCCAGCGCCA
Molecule: messenger RNA, 585 nt
Organism: Ilyonectria robusta
Lineage: Eukaryota; Fungi; Ascomycota; Sordariomycetes; Hypocreales; Nectriaceae
Exons: 3
Coding region: 123-449 (108 amino acids)
Source: RefSeq, a predicted model, not a curated record